Molecule: messenger RNA, 747 nt
Organism: Helobdella robusta
Lineage: Eukaryota; Metazoa; Annelida; Clitellata; Rhynchobdellida; Glossiphoniidae
Exons: 4
Coding region: 1-747 (248 amino acids)
Source: RefSeq, a predicted model, not a curated record
AUGGACGCAAUGUUACAACUCAUGCAAAAUACGAAAGAAGACGAAAAAUUUGCCAUUGAACAGGAUUCAUACGCUCUACUUGCUUUAUUGUUUUUUAAAAAAAAUGAUUUGAGAGUAAAACAGUUUUCCAUUUUAAAGGAUUUCCUCCUUGAGGAACACUUUAAAACUUUCUGGAGUGAAAACUCAAAGUUAUUCGAAGGAAUUAUAAUGAAUCAAGAAAUGUUUCUAAUACCUUGCUUCAAAAAGCAGUUGAACAAUACGAAGUGGGAUGGCAAUAAGCUCAUGUAUUGUCUUGAAGAAAUUAAAACAAACAAAAGCAAAAACGCUGACCAGCAUUCAGAAAACUCUUCAAAUGACAUCAAUGUACUCAAUUUUAACGAUAAUAAAAUUGAAAAAGUUAUCAUCUACCAAAUCUUGACGACCAGCAUGAUAAGAUUCAUAAUGCGCAGAUAUGGGAAGCUACCAUAUAUAGACUACAUUCAAGGAAACAACACCCAAUAUAUGUUCUCGAUGUUCCCAUUCACAGAUUAUUUCAACCACAAAUUUGUGCGAAGAUACGAAACGUUGGCUCAACUGUCUAUAACGUUCUUCGCCAAUCCUGUCACCAUUGAAAUUAGAAGUUUUCUCAUGUUUGGUAUGAAAAGUUUGUCCAUCGUCGGUCCAGUUGACUACAACCCACUCUCCGUUACUAUACCUCCAUCUAAGAGUGAUGCGCCGAAUUCUGUACGUUUAGAUCCAUGUUAUUGA